Messenger RNA from Drosophila grimshawi, 655 nucleotides. RefSeq lists its product as uncharacterized. The record is from RefSeq and is a predicted model, not a curated record. NCBI's taxonomy places the organism in Eukaryota, Metazoa, Arthropoda, Insecta, Diptera, Drosophilidae. Bases 13 to 450 code for a protein of 145 amino acids. The transcript has 3 exons.
AAACCACUAAGAAUGUGUAACUGGCGCAUUUGUCUGCAGAUCGUGCUAUUUCUACUGAUUGUCAUAUGGGCGUUUUUUUGCGUCAAACUGUUCCUUGACCAUUUUAAUAGAAGUGAGAAAAGUGACACAAAAGAUACGAGGCAAGACUCGGAUAAUUAUGUUCAAAUAGCCCGAAAUCAAGUGUUCGACAAUAGAUAUAACAGCCGUCUGAUGGACUUCAUCAGGAAGAGGAACAUGGACCGCGGUCAGCGACUCGAACUUAAACAGCGCCUGAUAAUCGCUCGAAAUAUUGUCGAACAGUCUGCGGAAGCAUCCGACGCCGAAAGGACUGCCGACAUUCGCCUGGUGGACGCGAAGGACUCUCUGCCCAUUCGCUCAGGGGAAGUCAUUGAGGCAAACGAACUGGUUGCUGCUGAUGACUACAAUAUGGCGCACUUUAGCGAAAUUUAAUUCAUAUUUUUUGACCUACAUAUGUAUUAUUUUAAAUAGUUGUCACGAAAUUCAAAAUACUUUAAAUGCACAGCUACGAUAGGUUAGGUUAGUCAGAUGAGAGAGCCCGUCACUUGACCCAUGUUUAACUUAUUGUGCUACCUUGUCCCUUCAACCGCAUUAUACAUCGCAUUGGAGGCACCAUGUUCCAUCCCGUGGAUUGGCU